AUGUCCACUGAGAAAUGCUUUCAGGCUGGAGGCGGAGGGGUGGAGGUGAAGAAGUUCCCUGGCAAGGAUGAGAGGAGAGAAAACGCCGGCUACUGGGGCGUGGCCUUCAUCGCAUGGGGUGGAGCCGGGCGCUCUGCGGAGGGGGCGUGGCAGGGGACAAGGAAGCGCAGAGAAGGGAGCGGGGCGGGGCCCGAAUUUGGGGGGCCGGGCGCUGGGGCUGGAACAAAGGCAGGGGCGGGAACAAAGCUCUGCAACACCCCAUGCCCGGAGGGGAACAAAAGGCACUCCUGGCCCAGUGGCCGGACGCCUCACCGCCAGCGCCACGUGCGCCUGUGGUGGUGGUGGUGGGAUAGACAGCGCCCCUCGUUCCGCCCCAGGACUCUGUCCGGCCCCCGCCUUAACGUGUGCGCACUUGGGGGGUCCGGCCUGGGCUCUCGGACCCUGCUGGCCUCCCGCAUCCUCCAGGAAGUCCCCUCAACCUGCCGUAGGGUUUCGAACCGGAGGCCUCAGGACCCGAGGGUACAGAGGCAGGCCCCGUCCUCAUGCGCGCUGCGGUCACUGCGCAAGGGGCAACGGCCCACUCCCAGCGGCGUGUCCAUCCCUGGUGCUUCCUUGCGCGUUGUCUUCAGACAGGAUUUCCCCUACAUCCCCAAGGCUGCGGCCGCCUCAGACCCCACCUCCGGGCCGCACGGCGCCCAGGGCGCGUGCGCGGAGGCGUCGGCGCCAGUUAUUUCUGUCCCGCCCCCCGGCCGCGGCUCUUUCUGCGAGCGGGCGCGCGGGCGAGCGGUCGUGCGCGUGGAGCGGGACGCGCUGGAGCUGCUGGAGCACUGCGGCCUGUGUCGCGAGCGCCUGCGGCCGGAGCGGGAGCCGCGCCUGCUGCCCUGCCUGCACUCGGCCUGCAGUGCCUGCCUCGGGCCCGCCGCGCCCACCGCCUCUAACAGCUCGGGAGACGGCGGCGCGGCGGGGGACAGCGCGGUGGUGGACUGCCCUGUGUGCAAGCAGCAGUGCUUCUACAAAGACAUCGUGGAGAACUACUUUAUGCGUGACAGUGGCAGCAAGGCCGCCACCGACACCCAGGAUGCUAAUCAGUGCUGCACCAGCUGUGAGGAUAAUGCACCCGCCACCAGCUACUGUGUGGAAUGCUCCGAACCGCUUUGUGAGACGUGUGUGGAGGCACACCAGCGGGUGAAGUACACCAAGGACCACACUGUGCGAUCCACCGGGCCGGCCAAGACGCGGGACGGCGAGCGCACUGUGUACUGCAGCGUACACAAGCAUGAGCCCCUCGUGCUGUUUUGCGAGAGCUGCGACACCCUUACCUGCCGGGACUGCCAGCUCAAUGCCCACAAGGACCACCAGUACCAGUUCCUGGAGGACGCGGUGAGGAACCAGCGCAAGCUCCUGGCCUCAUUGGUGAAGCGCCUUGGGGAUAAGCAUGCAACACUGCAGAAGAGCACCAAGGAGGUUCGCAGCUCGAUCCGCCAGGUGUCAGACGUGCAGAAGCGUGUGCAGGUGGAUGUCAAGAUGGCCAUCCUGCAGAUCAUGAAGGAGCUGAACAAGCGGGGUCGUGUACUGGUCAAUGAUGCCCAGAAGGUGACUGAGGGGCAGCAGGAGCGGCUGGAGCGGCAGCACUGGACCAUGACCAAGAUCCAGAAGCACCAGGAGCACAUCCUGCGCUUUGCCUCCUGGGCCCUGGAGAGUGACAACAACACGGCCCUGCUGCUGUCCAAAAAGCUGAUCUACUUCCAGCUGCACCGUGCCCUCAAGAUGAUUGUGGACCCUGUGGAGCCACAUGGCGAGAUGAAAUUCCAGUGGGACCUCAACGCCUGGACCAAGAGUGCUGAGGCCUUCGGCAAAAUCGUGGCAGAGCGCUCGGGCACCAACUCCACAGGUCCUGCACCCAUGGCUCCCCCACGGGCCCCGGGCCCACUGAGCAAGCAGGGCUCAGGCAGCAGCCAGCCCAUGGAGGUACAGGAAGGCUAUGGCUUUGGGUCAGAUGAUCCCUACUCCAGUGCAGAGCCUCAUGUAUCGGGUGUAAAACGGUCCCGCUCUGGUGAGGGUGAGGUGAGCGGCCUAAUGCGCAAGGUGCCACGGGUGAGCCUCGAGCGCCUGGACUUGGACCUCACAGCCGACAGCCAGCCGCCUGUGUUCAAGGUAUUCCCAGGCAACACCACAGAGGACUACAAUCUCAUUGUCAUCGAGCGUGGUGGUGCUGCCGCGGCUGCCGGCCAGCCCGGAACUGCGCCCCCUGGGGCCCCUGGAGCCCCGCCCCUGCCCGGCAUGGCCAUUGUUAAGGAAGAAGAGACAGAGGCAGCCAUUGGUGCCCCACCUGCUGCUGCUGAAGGCCCCGAGACCAAGCCCGUGCUGAUGGCCCUGGCAGAGGGUUCUGGUGCAGAGGGCCCCCGCCUGGCCUCACCCAGUGGUAGCACCAGUUCGGGCCUGGAAGUGGUGGCCCCUGAAGGUGCCUCGGCUCCAUCUGGCGGCCCAGGUGCCCUGGACGACAGUGCCACCAUCUGUCGUGUCUGUCAGAAGCCAGGCGACCUGGUCAUGUGCAACCAGUGCGAGUUUUGCUUCCACCUGGACUGCCACCUGCCAGCUCUGCAGGAUGUGCCAGGGGAAGAGUGGAGCUGCUCACUCUGCCACGUGCUGCCUGACCUGAAGGAGGAGGACGGGAGCCUCAACCUGGAUGAGUCCGACACCACUGGUGUGGUGGCCAAGCUUUCGCCAGCCAACCAGCGGAAGUGUGAGCGUGUCCUGCUGGCCCUGUUCUGCCAUGAGCCGUGCCGCCCCCUGCACCAGUUGGCCACUGACUCCACCUUCUCCCUGGACCAGCCUGGUGGCACCCUGGACCUGACGCUGAUCCGUGCCCGUCUCCAGGAGAAAUUGUCGCCUCCCUACAGCUCCCCCCAGGAAUUUGCCCAGGAUGUGGGCCGCAUGUUCAAGCAGUUCAACAAGCUGACAGAGGACAAGGCAGACGUGCAGUCCAUCAUUGGCCUGCAACGCUUUUUUGAGACGCGCAUGAAUGAAGCUUUUGGUGACACCAAGUUCUCAGCCGUGUUGGUCGAGCCCCCGCCGCUGAGCCUACCUGGUGCUGGCCUGGGAGCCCCCGAGUUGCCCGGCGGCCCCAGUGAUGGCCUCUGAGGCUGGUGCCCUCAUGACCGGCCUGGCUCUGUUCUGUCCUGUUCCCCCUUCCCUGCUUCCUGGUGGCCCGGCUCCCACUCCCUGGUGGCCCUGUCCCCAGCUCCUCACAAUAUGGUUUUUACUUCUGUGGAUUUAAUAAAAACUUCACCAGUU
Messenger RNA from Trichechus manatus latirostris (Florida manatee), 3294 nucleotides. RefSeq names its product tripartite motif containing 28 (gene TRIM28). Gene Ontology annotation, molecular function: zinc ion binding; transcription corepressor activity; protein binding. Lineage: Eukaryota; Metazoa; Chordata; Mammalia; Sirenia; Trichechidae. Bases 1 to 3141 code for a protein of 1046 amino acids. Gene Ontology annotation, cellular component: chromatin. The record is from RefSeq and is a predicted model, not a curated record. The transcript is spliced from 20 exons.